Messenger RNA from Loxodonta africana (African savanna elephant), 2605 nucleotides. RefSeq names its product gasdermin D (gene GSDMD). The transcript is spliced from 11 exons. Bases 521 to 1987 code for a protein of 488 amino acids. Gene Ontology annotation, biological process: defense response to bacterium; pyroptotic inflammatory response. Lineage: Eukaryota; Metazoa; Chordata; Mammalia; Proboscidea; Elephantidae. Gene Ontology annotation, molecular function: phosphatidylinositol-4-phosphate binding; phosphatidylinositol-4,5-bisphosphate binding; phosphatidylserine binding. The record is from RefSeq and is a predicted model, not a curated record. Gene Ontology annotation, cellular component: NLRP3 inflammasome complex.
UUUGGGGAACUCUGUAAAGGACAGCCUGGGUUGCUGUUGGGGCCUUUCCAUGGUGUCACCUCCUAAUAAAACUUUCUUUUUCUGGGGAGUACGUUUCAUUAGCUCCGCUGCUCCGGGGCACUGACCCCAAUCCGUUAACAGUGUUUUUGUUUUUUAGACUUUCUAAGCACUGGCACCGAGUCUUUUCUAAGAAGGAGACGACCUGCGGCUUGAGGGGGGCCAGGCAGAGGCGCGGGACCAAGCAGACGCUUCCCGGCUCCCAGCCCCGCUCCGGCCCCUGACUGGGCCGGGCAGCCCCGUGGCGUUUCCGGGAAGGCCAGCAGCUUCAUCAGGCCCCCGGUUUCACUUUUGAACUCGGGCAUUUCCAGUCGUCAGGUCGGCCUCGCUUCGCUCCGUGCUCCCGAACCCCUCGGGCCCCGGGUCCCGGUGAGCCUGCCCCAGACGCGCCCUCGCCCACCCGCUCCCCGCGACGCCCCAGCCGCCGGCGCUCAGUGCUUCCCGCGCGGUUCGCCUCGGGGGGAUGCCGUCGUCCUUCAGCGGUGUGGUCCGCAGCGUGGUCCGGGAGCUGGAUCGCACUGGGGAGCUCAUUCCCGUGGACAGCCUGCGGAGUUCCACCAGCUUCCAGCCCUACUGCCUGGUGAGCAGGAAGCCCUCAACCUCCUGGUUCUGGAGAUCCCGCUACACGUCUGUCAAUCUGUCCAUCCGAGACAUCCUAGAUCCCAAUGCCCCGGAACCAGGUGUGCAGUGCAGAGGCCCCUUCCACUUCCACGACACCAUGGAUGGGCGGGUGCAGGGCAGCGUGGAGCUGGCAGCUCCUGGACAGGGCAGGAUCAAAGGCGGAGCAACUGUGUCUGGCAGCUCCAGCGCCUCGAUGGACGUGUUCACACUGCGCGUGGAUCCCAGCACUUGGGAAACCCUGCACAAGGAAAGACGCCUGCGGCAGCCGGAGCACAAAAUCCUGCAACAGCUGCGGAACCGCGGGGACAAUGUGUAUGUGGUGACGGAGGCGCUGCAGACACAGAAAGAGGUGGAGGUGACGCGCACCCACAAGCAGGAGGGCUCAGGCCAGUUUGCACUGCCAGGAGUCACGUGCCUGCAGGGCGAGGGCCAGGGCCACCUGAGCCGGAAGAAGACGGUCACCAUUCCUUCUGGCAGCAUUCUUGCCUUCCAGGUGGCGAAGCUCGUUAUUGGCCCUGACUGGGACAUCCUCCUCCUUCCGGACAAGAAGCAGAGAACCUUCCAGAAGCCCCCAGCAGCCCACAAGCCCACCAGCCGUAGAGCUGACUGCCUGUGUUCCUUGGGCCUCCCUCUGCUGAUGGAUUCCAUCCAGCAGCCAAUCAGAUUCCUGUCUGACGGGCCAACAGAGGAGCGGGCAGUGGUCACCAAGGACUUUGCGGGCCUGAGGGCAGAGGUGGAGCCCCAGGCACAGGAGCUGGAGAACCUGAGCAAAGAGCUGCGGCAGGAGAUGCUGGGGGCCCUGGGGAGGCUGCUCCUGGACACACCGGCAUUACAGGACCUGGAGGAGGCGCUGGAGCAGGGCCUGUGCUGCGGGCGGGUGGAGCCGCGGGACGGGCCAGUAGGCACUGUCCUUGAAUGCCUGGUGCUGCCCUCCCAAGAACUGGUGAAGGACUUGGCCAUCCCUGUCUUCUACCUGCUGGGAGCUCUGACUGCUCUGAGUGAGACCCAGCACCUGCUGGUGGCCCAGGCGCUGGAGACGAGGGCCCUGCCGAGGCAGCUUGAGCUGGUGGGGAGCGUCUUGAAGCAGAGCUCCCCGUGGCAGGAGCCCAGGGCUGUGUCCCUGCCACCAGGGCUCCUGGGGAGCAGCUGGGGCGAGGAUGCCCCUGCCUGGGUCCUGCUGGAGGAGUGUGGCCUAGAGCUGCAGGUGGGCCCCCCCCAGGCGUGCUGGGAUCCCGAGGCCCAAGGCCACACUUGUGCACUCUACGCCGCCCUGGCGCUGCUGCUACGGCUGGGCCAGGAGCCUUGCUAGCCCAUGAGGACAAUGCUCCAGGCCUGGCCCCCAACCUGGCCAAGCGGAUGAAUGUCUGGUGCACAAAGGAGCGGGCAUCGAGUUAGGUUUUGUUUUUUUCUUUUUAGUUUUUAUUAUGGUGAUCUAUACCUAACAUUUGCCAUUUCAACUAUUUUAACCUGUUUGUAAGUUUUCUCAUCCCCUUUAACAGAAACGCCGUAACUGUCAAGCAGUCACCCCUCCUUUCCCCUGGUAACCACUAAUAAACUUUGGUCUCUGUCCUUUUGCCUAUUCUGAAUGGUUCAUAGAGUGGGGUCACACAGCAUAUGUCCUUCUGUGUCUUGUUUCAGUCGGCGGUGCCGUGGUUAAGCACUCAGCUGCUGACCGAAAGGUUGGUGGUUUGAACCCAACAGUGGCUCCGCAGGAGAAGGACCUGACAAUCCGCUCCCAUAAAGAUUUCAGCCUAGACAGGAGGGGAUAGAAAAGCUGGUGAUAGGGACCGAAGGUGGAGAAGGGAGCGCUGAAUGUUGUGGGUUGGUAACCGAGGUCAUAAGACAAUAUGUGUACUGUUUAAUGAGAAGCCAGAUUGUUUUGUAAACCUUCAUCUAAAAUACAUUAAUAAACAAGAAAAAAAAUUCA